Symbiodinium natans is the source of this 1848-nucleotide messenger RNA. The record is from the annotation of a GenBank genome assembly. NCBI's taxonomy places the organism in Eukaryota, Dinophyceae, Suessiales, Symbiodiniaceae.
AUGAAGCUCCGUUUCAUGAAGCUCGGCUUCUUGGGCUUGCUCGGCUCGCUGUGGUUGUGUCCAUGCCUGGCGUACAAGGUUCGCCAGCGGCGUGAGCUCCCAGCAUCGCAGAUUCAAACCGUGCAGGAGUUGACCGUGGCCUUGCCCCUGCUGAUCAUCAACAUGACGAAUUGCACCGGACUCAUUCGUGAUGGUAGUCUCGCAACGAAUGUCAGCUUCCAUGCCAGCGACUACCAACAUGACCUGCCGUUUGUCAUGGACUGCGCUGCGGGCUUCUAUGCGGUCCUCGGUGACUUCAUGGCCGCCGCGUCCGAGGGUCCUAGUCCUUGCGUCCCUGAGGAUCUUCGGACCUACAUGGCCUGCAUCGUGGCCGCGUCCUGCAUCGUUCAAGCCGCCGUGCCCGCCCAUGUGAGCAUGGAGGUCUACGCAAUGAUCCUGGAGCAGGUGACCCGGUUCGAAGAGAUCACGUGGCCGCUGCUCCGAGAUGCCUUGCUCCACGAGGAGGGUGGCAACAGCCUCGCUGUGGACGCACUCCUUCCCGAGGCCUACAUCUGUGACGGCUCAGAGCACGACCACGCCUUCUUGCAGUUCGAUGCAAAGACCUCGCGUGAGACGUCGCUGCGGCAACUCACCUCUAUGGUGGGCACAGAGCACGCGGCCACCAUGAGCAUGGCCUUGGACCUUAAAGCGGCGGCCGCCGCCAGCCACCAGAUCAUGAACAGCCACGCCGUGAACGCUUCCCUGGACGAGACCAUCGACAAGCUGCAGCAGGCCUGGCAUCCCGUGUGCCAGAAGCUGGGCUGUGACCACACCAACUUUUGGGACAUCUACUUGCAGCACCACAAGCAUGCCCUGGCGCUCCUGGAGACCAAGCACGCGGGGCUCCUGCGCUCGGACAUCAAGCUCCGCUUCCACCUGGAGCAGCGGGUUCAGCGGUUCAUGGCCGACACGCAGGACUACAGCUUCAUCGAGAAGUACGCCCGCCACGGCCAGGAGCACCACUCGUCCCACCAGGUCUUCCAUGCUUACCACGACAGCGCCCGGGCCUCCAUGUUGGAGUUCGCGAAGUCCGUCGUGGGGUCCCUGUCCUACGAGCGGGCCAAGCGCCUGGUGAACCUACACAAGCUGGCCGACAUCGAGAAGGAGGCGGCACGAAAGGAAAGAAGUGCGGAAAGAAGCGCUUCUUCGCACGCCUCCGGGCGACCGUCGGAGGACGAGGCGGAGGAGGCGAACGAGAAGAUGCAGCUGUCCUUGUUGGAGGAGGUUGAAGAUGAAGGAGAAGGUGCAGAGGCCUUCUGGGACCGCCGGCGCCGGCGCCGGCGCCGCCGCCGCAUCUUCGAAGCGGUCGUGAAGGUUGUGGUGCAAGUCGUGGAGACCGUCGUGGAAGCAGUCACAGCUGCUCUGGCCUGCGCGGGCCAGGGCGGCAACUUCGUAUCCACGGGUUACACGCGGUCCCUGAACGGCAACGUGGCUUGGUCCAUCGGCCUUGCAGGCGGCAGCUCGGAUAUCAUGAAGGACAUCCUCAAUGGACAGGGCCCCUUGGGUUGGAUCUCAUUGGGAGCCGGCUUCUCGGUUGGAAGCACCACGGACGUUUGGUGGGCAGGAGCCGGCUUCGGUGGCUCCAUCGGGUGCAACGCUCGCUAUGGCUGGAGGGGCAAGUCACGCGGCAGCUGCACCAUGGAUCUCACGGUGUCCACCUUGGCCUGUGGAAAUGUUCCGACAUCAAGCUCCGCAUGCCCCUUUGGCAGGAACUUUGCGGGCAUGACUUGCUCCAGCUCUGGUGGCUACUUUGUGUCCAUCAUGUGCUGCAGCUUUGACCUGACAAAUGGCGGCAACACCUGCCGCUGA